GAUCAUAACCUCCUUUCAAAAAAUUUCUUCCCUUCUUUUCGUGGCUAAAAAGCGCGGGGCGAAACCAACAUGCCGAUUGUUGACAACGAAAUAAAAUUGGACUUUAAAGAUGUCCUCAUCCGGCCAAAGAGAAGUACUAUGAAGAGCCGUGCCGAUGUUGAUCUUGCCAGGAAAUUUGCUUUCAGGCAUGCAAAAAAAAAUUUUCCAGAAGAUGUUAUACCUGUUAUUGCAGCAAAUAUGGAUACUGUUGGCACAUUUGAAAUGGCAGCUGUUCUUGCAAAGCACAAGCUUUUAACUGCAAUACACAAACAUUACUCUGUCGAGGAAUGGAGGAAAUUUGCAACUGCUCACGAGAGCUACCUGCCAUAUUUGGCUGUAAGUGCAGGAAUGGUGAAGAAAGAUAGUGAAACAAUGGAUCAAAUCCUUCAAGAAUUCCCACAAAUACCUGCAAUAUGUCUUGAUGUGGCUAAUGGUUAUUCUGAACAUUUUGUUGAAUUUGUCAAGGAAAUAAGAGAGAAACACCCAGAGCACAUUAUUAUUGCUGGGAACGUAGUGACUGGUGAAAUGGUCGAGCAGCUCAUUUUAUGUGGUGCUGACAUAAUCAAAGUUGGCAUUGGUCCAGGGUCUGUAUGCACAACAAGAUCAAAAACAGGAGUUGGUUAUCCACAAGUAAGCGCUGUUUUGGAAUGUGCAGAUGCUGCCCAUGGUCUGAAGGGACAUAUCAUAUCUGAUGGUGGCUGCACUUGUCCAGGGGAUAUUGCCAAGGCUUUUGGUGCUGGGGCAGAUUUUGUCAUGCUCGGGGGCAUGUUUGCUGGGCAUGAUGAAUCUGGGGGUGAGUUGGUGGAACGAGAUGGAAGAAUGAUGAAAAUAUUUUAUGGCAUGAGCUCAUCCACUGCUAUGAAGAAGCAUGUUGGAGGUGUGGCAGAAUAUAGAUCUUCAGAAGGGAAGACGGUAGAGAUCCCUUACAGAGGAAAAGCGAAAGACACGAUUCUAGACAUACUUGGGGGCCUAAGGUCGGCCUGCACAUAUGUUGGAGCUGAAAAACUGAAAGAGCUGCCCAGGAGAACAACCUUCAUCAGAGUCACCCAGCAGCUCAACCCUGUAUUCAGUAAAAGCUAAAGUUCCAAAUUGAUGUCUCCUAGAACUGAGUUUUUUAAAAAUGAAAACAAAUUGCAUUGAAAACAUUA
This is a messenger RNA of Rhopilema esculentum, 1187 nucleotides long. Its product is annotated as GMP reductase 1. The record is from RefSeq and is a predicted model, not a curated record. NCBI's taxonomy places the organism in Eukaryota, Metazoa, Cnidaria, Scyphozoa, Rhizostomeae, Rhizostomatidae. Gene Ontology annotation, molecular function: GMP reductase activity. Gene Ontology annotation, cellular component: GMP reductase complex. Gene Ontology annotation, biological process: nucleotide metabolic process.